AUGUCGCAGCCACCCUCGACGCCCGUCAAGGUGCCCCCCUCAGCUUCCUCCUACACCCCCGCCACGCUCGACCCAGACCUGCGCUCACAGAUCAACACAUUGCUCAUCCGGGACGGCCACAUAAACAAGAAAGACUCACGCGACACCUCCUUCCUCAGAAUCCAAGACUCCCUCCUCCACUCCCUCAACUCCAACACAACCAACUGGCCCACCCUCGUCCAGGCCCACGCCCUCUCCCUCCUCCGCUCCGGCGAGGUCUCGACCUACCCCGCCCUCCUCGCCCGCGUCCUCGACGACAUCCGCAGCGACUCCCUCGCCGGCGGCAAGCCCACCAACGGCGACUCCGCCAAGAGCAGCGGCAGUAGCAGCAGCAACGGCAACUCCAACACGUCCACGAGCGACAAGGCCAGCCUCGCCGUCCCCGAGAGCGUCAUCGAGGACGCGCUGAGGACCACGCGCGAGAGCCUCGAGGCGCUGUGCGAGGUCGAGGAUGACGGGUCUUCGUGA
Molecule: messenger RNA, 507 nt
Organism: Clonostachys byssicola
Lineage: Eukaryota; Fungi; Ascomycota; Sordariomycetes; Hypocreales; Bionectriaceae
Source: the annotation of a GenBank genome assembly